CAGACUCUCAGCCUAAACUGGCAGGAAAUGGAAGGAGAGAAAUCAAUACAUGAUAAUAAAAAAAAGAAUUAUAAGAGUUUAUUUUUUAAGUAUUACACACUCCUGUACAGUUGGUGGCGGUAUACUAUAACAAUAGUAAUCUGCCAAAAAAAAAAAACAAGAAGAAAAAGAAGACUCUCAGCCUUCUUUCUGUAUCGACUCUAAAGCACAUCUGCUCUCUACAAUCCAAACAUGGGAAGCCCAUUCAGCCUACUCAUCCUAUUCAGCCUAUUCAUCAAAUAUGGUCAGCAGCAGACCUGCUCUUCUCUCCAUAACCCGACUACGGACUGCAAAUAUGACAAAAAUGAACUGACCAGAUACAAUAAUGAGGAGAUCAGGAUUGUGUUGGUGGGGAAGACCGGAGUUGGGAAGAGCGCCACAGGAAACACCAUUCUGGGAAAACACAACUUUAAAUCAGAGUUCUCCCCUAAAUCUUUGACUGAACACUGUGCUAAGGCCUCUGGUGAAGUGGAUGGACAAAGGAUUGCUGUUAUUGACACUCCGGGUCUGUUCGACACAAGGAUUGAUUAUAAUAAAACCAGUAAAGAUAUUGCCCAAAGCAUUUCUUAUGCUUCUCCUGGACCUCACAUCUUCCUGGUCAUUAUCAAACUGGGCAGAUUCACAGAGGAAGAAAAGAAGACGGUGCAGAAGAUUCAGGAAAUCUUUGGAGAGGAAGCAGACAAAUACAGCAUGGUUCUCUUUACCCAUGGUGACCUGCUCAAAGGGAAAACUAUUGAGGAGUUCUUGAAGGACAGCGAAGAGCUGCAGGAACUUGUAGACAAAUGUAACAGCCAGUACCACGUCUUUAAUAAUGAGAUGAAUGAUCAUUGUCAGGUCAGGGAGCUGCUCAACAAGAUCAGAUAUAUAACAAGGAAGAAUGGAGGAAGUCAUUACACCACUGAAAUGUUCCAGGAGGCAGAGAGGGCGAUAGAAAAGGAGAAACAACGAAUCCUUAAAGAGAAAGAAGAGCAAAUGCGCAAAAAGGAAGAAGAAAUGAAGAGGAAACUAGAGGAAAAGUACGAGCAACAAAUAAAGGAAGCAGAGGCUGACAGAGAGAGGAUGAAAAAGUUAGUUGCAGAUCGUGAGAGAGAACUAGAGGAGGAGAGGAAAAAUUAUAGAGAAGAGCAGGAAAAUCGGGCCAGACGGGAAGCUGAGAACAGUAAUCCAAUAAUUAAACUGAUAAAACGUUUUUUCAAUUUUUUGUUUAAUAAAUACAUUCCAUUUAAUGUGAUACAUAACUAGGUAGAAACAUAAAAAGAAAACAGAUUUUUAAACAAAAACUUCUUUCAUUCAUUUGAUUUCAUUUUAUGUAACUGAAACAAUAACUGUAAAUGGAUGCCACCAAGCUGCACUCCUGUGAGGACACAAACUUUGUACAAUAGCCUCCUCCACUGGUCAGGAAGAACUGUAAAGUCUGAAUGAUACAGCUGGAGAGAAAUUAAUUAAAGGACAGAAUAUGUCCAAAAACUAAAAUAAGGAGGCUUUUGAAAUUACUUUAAAAUCUAUUCCAAAAUUUAUGAAGUCAUCGCUAAUUUAAACUCUCAAUAACACAAUCAGAUUAUUAAAGCUCACAUUGAGGUGUAGUUUUAUUUUUAAGGUGAAAUGUUUAAGUAUAUAUUUCAUUAAACCAAAGUAGACCGGAAUACAAAAAUUCACAUUUCUACUCAUUUAUUCUUCCACAUUGCCAUUUUGGAUUUUGUAUGUAAAAACUAUUUUUACAAUAUUCUAAUGUAGUAUUUAAACGUCAGACAUUUAUCAAAUUUGAUGCCAUCAUAACACAAGACAUUGAGACUAUAUUUCUCCUUGUUUAUGUUUUCCUUUCAUUGCAGCUUUGAUUUUUUUCAUUACUUAUUUCAUUAUAUUUUAAAAUGUCCCUUACUGACUUACUGUUUUUGUUUAAUGGAGCCUCCUAGCAUUAGCAUCUUACACGUAUACUUGUAUAACCAGUUUGACAAUAAACAUCAAGACAGAGUGUUUGAUGCUCUUUGUUGUCAGCUCUGUUUUAUAGGUGUGGUGUUUUUGCAUGAAGUCUUUACAUAAGGAAGUUUCUUUGCAGACAGACUGACUUUACUUCUUCAGCUCAGCAACAAAACUGAUCUUCUCUCCUUAACCCAACAAUGGCCAGCAAAUAUGCCAAUAAGUCAAUAAACUGUAUUCAUAAUGUUGGUUGUAACUUGUAUCUAAAUAAACAUUUAUAGAUUGAUUGCAUGUCAUAGCAUGAACCAAUCCCAACAGUUUUAAAAAGGAAAGUGCUAAUUGAAAAACUUUUCUGAAAUUCUCAACAUUUUUGUGAUUCACUCUGCAUUAUAUAAAGAGGUGCUUCUGUUGUUUGGCCUACCCUUGCCUAAACAUUAUAACAUUAAUAAAGGAGGAUUUAUUGCAGUACUGCUGUAUUAGACUGUAUUAGUUUGUGGCAGGUGUUCCUAAUAAACAGUCAACUGAGUGUAAUUUCUAUGCCUCUGUUUAAGGCCCUAUAUAAAGUCAACUAGGUAAGGUAAAAACUUCAACUGCCCACUGUCAGAGUUGCCCAUGUUGUAGUUGUAUAAACUGGUUCAAAAAGUUUUGCAAUUUCU
Sander lucioperca (pikeperch) is the source of this 2612-nucleotide messenger RNA. Its product is annotated as GTPase IMAP family member 4-like. The coding region runs from base 232 to 1281 and encodes 349 amino acids. Lineage: Eukaryota; Metazoa; Chordata; Actinopteri; Perciformes; Percidae. The record is from RefSeq and is a predicted model, not a curated record. The transcript is spliced from 3 exons. Gene Ontology annotation, molecular function: GTP binding.